AUGCCGUCGAAACAACAGUUUCCUCUAUCAACACAAAUAGCAAUGCGAUCAUUGAUUUUCUCACAUACUUCAUUAAAUGAACAAGAAAAAAAUUUAUUACAAACUUUGAGAGAAAAAUAUUUUGGUGUCGAAAAGGUAUCUCGAGUUUGUCUUCGAGAUAAUAAUGAAAACACAAUAGAUGCGAUUGUAAUUGAUUUACAAUCAGUUGAUUUUGCUAAGCGACUUCUCAACGACGAUUAUAUUCUAUUUGGUGAUCAACAAUAUUCAAUUCAAUCAUCAACACGAUCGUUAAUCGUUUUACAAGUUCCAUCCAAUCAAAAAUGUGAAAAAUUAUUGCAAGAUUUGGGACAUAACUAUUUAGGUAUCGAAAAAAUUUUUCGAUUUCAUGAUAGAGAUGGAAAGCCAGUUGAUAUUGUUCGAUUGGAUUUUAAAUCUGAAUCUUUUGUAACGACAAUCCUCAAUGAUAAAUAUAUUCUUAUUGAUGGUGCACGACGUCCUGUUCAACCUUAUUGGUCAUUAAUCUAUCAUUCAACUCAAAAGGGAAAAUCUUCUGCUUCUAAAGUUGCUCAAAAUGUUUCAAAUACAGAACCUCAAAAUCAUUUGACUGAACAACGUGUCAACGAAUUAAUUCAUACACAACAAAUGGAACUUCAAGCAAUGAUCAAUAAUUUUGAAAAUAAAUGGAAUACACAUUUAUUAUCACUCAAAACUUCUUCAAAAAAUAUUGAUGUCGAUCAAUUAUUAUCAAUCUUUAAAGAUCUUAAAACAGUUUGUCAACAAUUCAAUCAACAAAAUACUCAAAUACAAAUACGACUUGGUUCAAUGGCUAAUCGAGUACAAAAUAUAACAAUGCAAUCACAAUAUGACAACGCAUGGCCAAUAUUAUCAUUACAAAAUGGACAUUAA
This is a messenger RNA of Rotaria sp. Silwood2, 906 nucleotides long. NCBI's taxonomy places the organism in Eukaryota, Metazoa, Rotifera, Eurotatoria, Philodinida, Philodinidae. The record is from the annotation of a GenBank genome assembly.